Procambarus clarkii (red swamp crayfish) is the source of this 1209-nucleotide messenger RNA. The record is from RefSeq and is a predicted model, not a curated record. NCBI's taxonomy places the organism in Eukaryota, Metazoa, Arthropoda, Malacostraca, Decapoda, Cambaridae.
AUGGAGAAGGGAGGGAGUGUGGGAGUAGGAGAAAAAGCUUAUAGAUCUAGCAGCAAGUAUAGAGGUCAAGAUUGUUCCAGAGGUGUUCCAGAGGAGGAGAAGCCUCCAGAGGUGUUCCAGAGGAGGAGAAGCCUCCAGAGGUGUUCCAGAAGAGAAGCUUCCAGAGGUGUUCCAGAGGAGGAGAAGCCUCCAGAGGUGUUCCAGAGGAGAAGCUUCCAGAGGUGUUCCAGAGGAGAAGCCUCCAGAGGUAUUCCAGAGGAGGAGAAGCCUCCAGAGGUGUUCCAGAGGAGGAGAAGCCUCCAGAGGUGUUCCAGAGGAGGAGAAGCCUCCAGAGGUGUUCCAGAGGAGGAGAAGCCUCCAGAGGUGUUCCAGAGGUGUUCCAGAGGAGGAGAAGCCUCCAGAGGUGUUCCAGAGGAGGAGAAGCCUCCAGAGGUGUUCCAGAGGUGUUCCAGAGGAGGAGAAGCCUCCAGUGGUAUAGUUAUCUUGCGUUGGGGAGCCUGGGCGGGCAUCACGGACACGCCCACAACUACAGGCGUCACGGACACGCCCACAACUGCAGGCGUCACGGACACGCCCACAACAGCAGGCGUCACGGACACGCCCACAACAGCAGGCGUCACGGACACGCCCACAACAGCAGGCGUCACGGACACGCCCACAACUCCAGGCGUCACGGACACGCCCACAACAGCAGGCGUCACGGACACGCCCACAACUGCAGGCGUCACGGACACGCCCACAACUGCAGGAGUCAGGGACGCGCCCACAACUGCAGGCGUCACGGACACGCCCACAACAGCAGGCGUCACGGACACGCCCACAACAGCAGGCGUCACGGACACGCCCACAACAGCAGGCGUCACGGACACGCCCACAACUGCAGGCCUCAGGAACACGCCCACAACAGCAGGCGUCAGGGACACGCCCACAACAGCAGGCGUCACGGACACGCCCACAACAGCAGGCGUCACGGACACGCCCACAACUGCAGGCCUCAGGAACACGCCCACAACAGCAGGCGUCAGGGACACGCCCACAACAGCAGGCAUCACGGACACGCCCACUCGCGUGGAGAUGAAUCUUCCUGUUAUCAAGGCCAAUGGUGCAGAAACUGGCGCUCAGAAGUGCGAGAAAGAACCAUGCAGUCCCAAAGGUCGAGAUUUGCCCGGCAUUCUCUCACCGGUCAAGGAAAGUCUUCAGGAGUUUUAA